AUGCCUACCAGACUCACCAAGACGCGGAAGCACCGCGGUCAUGUCUCCGCCGGUCAUGGUCGUGUUGGAAAGCACAGAAAGCACCCCGGUGGUCGUGGUAUGGCCGGUGGUCAGCACCAUCACCGUACCAAUCUCGACAAGUACCAUCCUGGUUACUUCGGUAAGGUUGGUAUGAGACAAUUCCACCUUCUGCGCAACCACUACUGGAAGCCCGCCAUCAACCUCGACAAGCUCUGGACGCUUGUUCCCCAGGAGACCCGUGAGAAGUACUUGAGCGACAAGGCCCCCUCUGACAAGGCCAUCGUUCUCGACCUCCUUCCUCUCGGUUACGCCAAGGUUCUCGGAAAGGGUCGCAUCCCCAACAUCCCUCUCGUCGUCAAGGCUCGCUAUGUCAGCAAAGAGGCUGAGCGCAAGAUCAAGGAGGCUGGCGGUGUUAUUGAACUCGUUGCUUAA
Talaromyces proteolyticus is the source of this 453-nucleotide messenger RNA. Its product is annotated as putative 60S ribosomal protein L28. Gene Ontology annotation, molecular function: structural constituent of ribosome. NCBI's taxonomy places the organism in Eukaryota, Fungi, Ascomycota, Eurotiomycetes, Eurotiales, Trichocomaceae. The record is from RefSeq and is a predicted model, not a curated record. Gene Ontology annotation, cellular component: ribosome; cytosolic large ribosomal subunit. Gene Ontology annotation, biological process: translation. Bases 1 to 453 code for a protein of 150 amino acids. The transcript has 3 exons.